This is a messenger RNA of Physcomitrium patens, 2378 nucleotides long. Its product is annotated as putative pectate lyase 8. Gene Ontology annotation, molecular function: pectate lyase activity. The record is from RefSeq and is a predicted model, not a curated record. NCBI's taxonomy places the organism in Eukaryota, Viridiplantae, Streptophyta, Bryopsida, Funariales, Funariaceae.
GCAAUCCCUUGUGCAGAUGGGCUCCCGGCCGAUCGGCGAUUUCACAAAUGCUCUUGCGGGAUUGUCUUCGUUUUAGCUUCACGUUGACGUCGUUUGCACGUAGGUGACGAAUCCAAAUCGAGGGAAAAAACCCAGUUUCGAUUUGUCCUCUAGAGGUGACUUGCGCUGCAGUUUUCGGAAUCCGUUUUCGUGGUACAGAUCAUUAACUGUCUUUGAAGUGUGAAUCUCCUUCACACAUUCUUGGGAGUGAUUUGUAGUUGACUGUCGCCGAUGAAGUGUAAAUUUUUCGCAAAUUCCACUGAAGACGUUGAUGUUCCUGGAGCAGUGUGUUUUGCGCACUUUAUUGAAUGCAUGUCCAUGUCAUUGUUGUGGUCUGGGCGUUGGUGGUACUUUUGCAGCUCGGCGUCGUAGAGAAGUUUACUUCAAGUUACAGAAAGGUCACGUUUGGUUUUGCUUUCUAAUAUCCCGGAUCGGCUUCGAAAUGAGUUGGACUUAAAAGUUGAGUGUUUUUACGUUAUGUGACAAAUAUUGCUACCGUGUCGUCAUCAUCAGAUUUUUCUUACCCAAGUCCACCUUCUAGUUCUUGAUUUGUGAUGUGAAUUAGAAGUGCUGAGUUCGGGUAACUGGAGCUCACGGAACCACUCUGGUCCCCUUGACGAGAAUGUCUCUGGUGGGGCCAGAGAUUGCAUUCAUGACCUCAGCGCCAUACUUAUGAAAUGUUUGUGCACAAUCUGAGGACUCGAGAAGAGCAGACUGAAAAUGACAUUCCUAAAAAUUAAUCGGACCUACUACAAGAGAUACUCACGGCGCUUUCUGUAAGAUUUCAAAAGCGAGCAGUUUGGUAGCCCAACCAUGCAAGUGCGCUUCCUUGAGUUGGCUCGGAGCGGUGGUUUGGUCCAACCGUUACCUCACGUGGAGCGAUGGCUAUUGAGAAUGCUUGUGUCUCGAAGGUCUGAGCCAUCUGAUAAUCAGAAUACGUGGGUUGCAAACACACCUUCGACCUAUUCCCAUGAUAAAUUUUCAUCAAUGCGAUCAACAUGCAGAAUGAAGAAAAUUAAUCACAACAAUUCUAGGAGGAUGAUGGGUGAAUGCAUGACAGGAAACCUAAUAGACGACUGUUGGCGGUGCGACAACCAGUGGCGUCAACACCGCCAAGCUCUUGCCAAAUGUGCGUUAGGAGCUGGAAGCAACGUUGUCGGAGGUGCGAAUGGGAGGAUUUAUGUGGUGACUGAUGACAGCGAUGCCGAUGCCGUAAACCCAAUCCCCGGCACCUUGCGCUACGGAGCUAUUCAGCAGGAACCCUUGUGGAUUACCUUCUCCCAAGACAUGUCCAUCCACCUCCGCAAUGAGCUCAUUCUAACCAGCUUCAAAACUAUAGAUGGAAGAGGAUUCAACGUCCACAUCGCUGGCGGCGCAGGCCUCACCUUACAAUCCAUCUCCAACGUCAUAAUUCACGGCGUGCACAUCCACGACACUGUUCCCACUGGUCCUGCCACAGUCCGAAGCUCCAUGACACACUCCGGAGGCAGGGGAAGAACUGAUGGCGACGCCAUAAACAUCUACUCUUCACACGACAUUUGGAUAGAUCAUUGCUACUUCGCGAAUGGCGCGGAUGGCUUGGUUGAUGUCACCAUGGGCUCCACUGGCGUCACGAUCUCUAACAACUACUUCACUGAUCACGAUAAGGUGAUCUUGUUGGGCGCACACCCGAGAGAUAUGUUCGACAUGCACAUGCGCGUCACUGUUGCAUAUAAUCACUUCGGCCCUAGGCUUAUCGAGCGGCUACCGAGGAUUCGUCACGGUUGUGUCCACGUUUUGAACAAUAUGUACGAGGGCUGGGGGAUGUACGCGAUUGGUGGGAGCGAAGGGCCAACCAUUGUAAGUCAAGGGAAUGUCUUCACGGCGCCGAAUGGGGGCAACAAGGAGGUCAGCAAGAGACUACAGGAUGGGGAUGACGGGAGCCUUAGCAACUGGAACUGGCAAUCGUCAGGUGACGUUUUUCUGAAUGGAGCUUUCUUUACGGCUUCCGGUGCUCCGCUGGGUUCUCAAGUGUACUCAACAGCUUUGAACGACGUCACAGCCUUGCCUGCCACCAUGGUUGCAACCAUUACAGCGGAUGCAGGACCUCUAGCUUGCGCGUCCGAAGGCAUCUGUUGAUGAUGCAGUUGCAUCAAAGUGACCGAAAAAUUACUUAGUAAUCUCUGAUUUUUGCUUCCCAAGAGGUUCUCAUAAUUGUUGCAAGCCUGAGUUAGCAUAGGUUGCAUUGUAGGACAACGUAAUUAAGAAUUUUCAACCAAUGAAGUAGUAGCACCACAUUGUUUGUUGAAUCUCAACAGAGAGGACGAAUAGAAAUGAAUUAUCGUUCUUUGCAAAUUUCA